Molecule: messenger RNA, 3465 nt
Organism: Drepanopeziza brunnea f. sp. 'multigermtubi' MB_m1
Lineage: Eukaryota; Fungi; Ascomycota; Leotiomycetes; Helotiales; Drepanopezizaceae
Biological process (GO): glycerophospholipid catabolic process
Molecular function (GO): glycerophosphocholine phosphodiesterase activity; protein binding
Source: RefSeq, a predicted model, not a curated record
AUGAAGUUCGGACGCCAUCUUCUGCGGACCCAGCUUCCAGAAUGGUCUGCCAACUACAUCAAUUACAAAGGAUUGAAGAAGCUUAUUAAAGCUGCUGUUGCUACUAUCAAGACCGGAGCAGAACCUGACCUAGCUGAAUUCUUCUUUACCUUGGACCGAAACCUCGAAGAUGUCGACGAAUUCUAUAACAAGAAGUUUGGAGAUGCGUCUCGGCGGUUGAACCUUCUCAAGGAGCGAUAUGGCUCGUCAAAGGAAGCUUUGGAGUCUUUGGAUCUCAACGAUAUUGAGGAGCUUAGGGGUGCUCUGCUGGAGCUUCGUGAACAACUGAGGAAGCUCCAAUGGUUCGGAGAUCUGAACCGGAGAGGCUUUACCAAGAUCACGAAGAAGUUGGACAAGAAGGUCCCGAAUAUCUGCACGAAAGAAAGAUAUCUGGCUUCAAAGGUGGAUUUGAGACCAUUCGUGACAAACGCUGGUUUACUGGAAGAGCUGAAGGCGACGAUCAAUGGUCUAUUGUCGGUGCUUGGUGACAUCCAGGCCAACGCCGAUGCUAAUGAUGCCAAGUCUGUCGACUCGGCUCAUUCUAUCAAGCAGGUCUCAUCGAGGUCGAUUUUCAAUUUGCCCAACGGCCUUCUUGACACCGUCGAUCAAGCCAUCAGAAACGACAAUGUACCGGCUUUAGAGGAAUCAAUUGCGGAGGCCGGUCUGGAACCGAACGACCCCGCAAUGCAAAAGUUGCUCGUCGGUCUGUUACAGCGAUGCAUCUCAUGCAAGUCGAAGAACUCCAUAAGCUAUCUUCUGAAGCACAUUGGAUCUUUGGACGAGACGGACGACAUCAACAAGCGUAAUUGCUUGCAUCGUUUGGUCAUUGCCAUUGGCCGGGCGAAGUCUCCCAGAGCAGGGGACCAGACCGCUGCAUCUCUUUUGAGUGUCGAUCACAAUGGGAACAGAUUUCUCACGCCUGCAAUAUCCACUCCCCUCGGCCCUGCUCCAAGUAAUCUCACAGAGUCUCCCUUGUUGAGUAUGGAUGAUGAACAUGUCAAGCUCCUAGCCUAUGUGCUGCAAGCCCUGGAGCCACAUCAGCGCACCGCAUUGAAGUCGAGAGACAACUACGGUAGAUUUCCUCUCCACUACGCGGCUCAGUUUGGAUUCGUAAUCGUUUGCGAGCUUGUCAUGAAGAGUAUGCAGGAGUGGGGUCAAUUCAAUGUCGAGAAUGGCAUCGAUGCACCGGAAUGGCAAGACAAUGAGGGCCAAGCGCCGCUGCAUCUCAGUGUCAUCGGAGGUCACCCUUUGACAACAAAUGCUCUUCUCAGGGGAGAAAAUUGGCGAGGCCAGAAUGACCAGAAGGCUGCCUUGAGACGGGAUAUCUCGAAGUCAAGUGCUGUUUUGGCCAUGGCUACCAAGGCGAACCUCACAGUGAUUGUAAAAUUGCUUGUAAGUGCUGGGGUUGAUAUCAACUGGCAAGACCCGGCUGGUGAGACUGCCCUACAUGUUGCUGCCAGAUUUGGACACGAGGAAUGCGCCAAAAUAUUACUCCAAGGCACCCCGGAGCAGAAGAUCAGUGUUGAUCUGACAGAGAAUACGUUUUCUUGGACGCCUCUCCAUAUCGCCUCGGUCGAUGGACAUCUGUCGAUCGUGGAACUUCUGAUCGCAGCCGGUGCCAAUGUUCAAAUUCCCGAUGUAUCCGGCUGGCUGGCCAGAGAGCACGCAGCUCUCCGCGGCCACAUGAAAAUAGCUGCAAGGCUAGCAGAGGCUGGCUCGGCUACCUCGAGUCCAAAAUCAAGCGCCUCUGCGGGCACUCGAUCAUCUUCUCCACCAGCUAUGUCAUCAAUUGAAACUGCCCGCUCCCAGAUGACCAAGGUCGAGAUGGCCGAGCCGCUCAAAACUUUUGGUCAUCGUUAUCUCACGAACGAUAGCAUGAUCCUUGUCAGUUUGGGCUCCAUGGAUAUGCGGAAGGACGUUCCAGCAGUUAAACUCGAGAAGAUUCCCAUCGCUGAAGCUCAUUCCACGCAACUCGAUACCGCUCUUUCUGUAAUAGUCAGCGCCAGAGGAGCACAAGGAGAGCCAUCCACCAUCGACCUCCCGGUUCCGGACAACAUCUCCACAGAGCCAAUGGUCUUCACAGCUGUCGAUGCUUCGAAAGUCAAGCUAUUCUUCGACAUUGUGCCAACCUAUUCUGGUCACCAGGAUCACAAGGUUGGAAGAGGUGUUGCGAUUCUAGGUAGCAUCAAACAAGCGAUCGGUAUAUCACGAAUGAACUUGCAGGGAGAUGUUAGCGUUCCAAUCAUGAGUACAGAUCUUGAGGUCAUUGGUACCGUCAACUUCAACUUCUUGAUCAUCAAACCCUUUUUCCACCCAAACAUGUCGAUCACAACCAAGCAUACAUACUGGAAGGAGGUUGCUUCAACGAUGAUCAUCGGCCACAGAGGUCUCGGCAAGAACGUCACCUCGAACAGAUCUCUGCAGCUCGGGGAGAACACCCUGCAGUCUUUCAUCGCUGCAACCAAUCUUGGGGCUAGUUACGUCGAAUUUGAUGUUCAGCUAACCAAGGAUCACGUUCCAGUCAUUUACCAUGACUUCCUGGUCAGUGAGACCGGUAUCGAUGCACCUGUUCAUACGCUCACGGCAGAACAAUUUCUCCACGUAAACGAUGCUUCGCCUAGAGUCUCCCGACCUCCUACUCCGCCAAGAGAUAAUCCUCAAAUCCGGGUUGUCCGAGGUACAGACCGAGUCCGCUCAUUGUCCACGGGACACCUGCUGCAGGAUAUCGAUAUGGCCGAGAAGAUGAAGCACACCCGUGACUUCAAGGAAAAGGGGUACAAGGCGAACACUCGCGGAAAUUUCAUCCAAGCGCCUUUCACCACUCUCGAGGAGAUGUUCCUGAAGCUUGAGGAGAAUGUGGGCUUCAAUAUUGAGAUGAAAUAUCCAAUGUUGCACGAGUCCGAAGAGCACGACAUGGACGUUUAUGCCGUUGAGCUUAACACCUUCUGUGACACGGUGCUCAAGAAGGUGUAUGACUUGUGCAAGAAGCGCAAAAUCAUCUUCAGCAGUUUCAACCCUGAUAUCUGCCUUCUGUUGAGUUUCAAGCAGCCCAGUAUUCCUGUGUUGUUCUUGACAGAUGCGGGUACUUCUCCGGUUGGUGACAUUCGGGCCAGCAGCCUUCAGGAGGCUAUUCGAUUUGCGAGUCGUUGGAAUCUGCUCGGUGUUGUCAGUGCAGCCGAGCCGUUGUGCAACAGUCCUAGGUUGGUGAAGGUUGUGAAAGACAGUGGAUUGGUCUGCGUCAGUUACGGCACGCUGAACAACGACGAAGACAAAGUAGAUCAACAAGUCAGAGAAGGUAUAGACGCAGUGAUUGUCGAUAACGUUCUGAAGAUAUACAAGGGGAUGUCCAGAAAUGCGGCGAAAUUAAUCGAUGCAACUCUCGACAAGGGGAACUUGGCCGGCGGUGUUGAGGAGGUAGUCGUCUAG